UUAAAAAUUUGUUUGGUUGUCAGCUCAGUUUUAAUUAAGGUAUGGAUUCCAUGUGAAUUGAUAAGACCGUCUCCCUUGCUGAAAUUUGCAAAUUUUCCUAAAAAACAUGCAGAGUUGGCGAGAAAUCAGCAUUCCAGUGCCUUGGGGGCAUAUCAGUGGCAAGUGGUGGGGUUCAGAGGGUCGCAGACCGAUUUUAGCCCUUCAUGGAUGGCAGGACAACGCAGGAACCUUUGACAAGCUCGCACCACUCCUAGUCGCAGAAGGCCUCUCAAUCCUUGCGAUUGAUUUACCCGGCCACGGACAAUCAUCUCACCUGCCAAAGGGGCAGUUUUACUAUCUCUACUGGGACGGAAUCCUUCUCGUCAGAAGAAUCGUCCGACACUUCAAAUGGCCCACGGUCACUCUGCUGGGUCACUCGUUGGGAGGCGCGAUUUCUCUCAUGUACGCCGGCGCCUACCCUGACGGCGUAGACAAACUUGUGUCCAUCGACAUUGCAGGUCCAGUUACCAAACCUGAAAAGCGUACAGUGGCCGACACGGCCUUCAUCUGUGAUAAGUUCCUUGACUAUGAAAACCUGAAUGAGAAGAGAAUGCCAUCAUACUCGAGGGACGACGUAAUGGACCUGGUCAUGGACGCUUACAAAGGCUCGCUAACCAAAGAGAGCUGCGAAAUUCUCAUGCAAAGGGGCACAAAGGAGGCAGCCGUUCCAGGCGGUCUCAACUUCUGCAGAGAUGUCCGCUUGAAGAUUGCCGGCCUAGCUCCAUUUUCCAGAGAAUUAGUUAUUGAGUUUGCCAAGGCCAUUCGUUGCGAGAUCCUCAACAUUAAGGGAAAACCAGGCAUGGUGUUUGACAAUGAAAACUUUUACCAUGAGGUGAUCGAGGCUACUCGUGCUGGAGCAAAGCGGCUGGAGAGGCACGAGGUCGAGGGCACUCACCAUCUGCACCUCAAUGACCCUCAGCACAUGGCGCCUCUUGUCAUCAACUUUCUCUCCGAGUUCGAUCCUCAGGACAUACCCAUCUAAGCCUGCUGGCAGGUUUAGUUUCACAGCUGCUAACAAAUCGGCAGGUGCUGGAUUUAUGUCCGAUUGGUUGUCUAUUUUAUUAUUUUAAAGUUAAAAUUUGUUGAAUCUUAAAGCACGGACAAAUAUUUUUUAAGAAAAAAGCCACUUGAUGUAGAUUCCUAAACUUGGGUUUCAAGCUAGACCAAUGAAAGUUUUUAAAUGUUAUUUCUUCAAACUUAAGUAUUUAUUAUUUGCGUCUGCCAAAUAUUUAUAUAAGAGUUUCAAUUCCAAUUGUUGAAGCUAAUUUUAGUGGUAAACAUUAUUACUCCUAAAUUAUUAUUCUUCCGAAGCAACUGAAUGCAACAUAAAAAUACCUUAACAUUGCCAUAGAGCUUAAAUGCAGUGAAAUUGAAGUCUGUAAAAGUUUCCGUAACCAUGACAUUUUUCUGGAAAAUGUGAUUAAAAAUUCAGGCGGACAUUUCCUCUCACAAUUGAAGCUCAAAAUCUCAGAGCAGCUCUCAAGAGACUUCCAUCCAACCAAUGUAUUUAUUUUCCACUUGCCCCGCAAGCGGAUCAAAUAUAGUUGUGACCAAGAUUUAUUUAAAUAAACUGGCAGUUCAAUGCCACUCUUCGUGAAAUGCUCUUUGUCUGUCUGCAAGACUCACAUUGCAAAAGUCGAGGGAUUUGAGAUGCGGCAAGGCUCGCAAGACGGCCGCUCUGUACUUCUCAGGCAGACGGUUGCCAAAGAGGGUGAGGCCGUAGAGGUGAGGCAAAUCGCGCAACACUGCCAAUAAGCCAUGCAGGUCGGUCAGACGAUUGCCAUGCAGGUACAAAAGACGCAACCCUGGAA
Neocloeon triangulifer is the source of this 1850-nucleotide messenger RNA. Its product is annotated as probable serine hydrolase. The transcript has 5 exons. Bases 107 to 1021 code for a protein of 304 amino acids. NCBI's taxonomy places the organism in Eukaryota, Metazoa, Arthropoda, Insecta, Ephemeroptera, Baetidae. The record is from RefSeq and is a predicted model, not a curated record.